Aphanomyces invadans is the source of this 1336-nucleotide messenger RNA. RefSeq lists its product as hypothetical. The record is from RefSeq and is a predicted model, not a curated record. The transcript has a single exon. The coding region runs from base 1 to 1278 and encodes 425 amino acids. NCBI's taxonomy places the organism in Eukaryota, Oomycota, Saprolegniomycetes, Saprolegniales, Verrucalvaceae.
AUGGAGGAUGUUGUGGCGGGUGUCCAGCAGGGCCGCACGUUGUUCCGGGCUGGUCGCUUCACGGCGGCCGAGGCCACAUGGAGACAGUGUCUCCGUGAAGCCUUUGCGCAAGGCGAUUACGCGGCAAUGUUUGUUUUGAGCAAGAACCUUGGCGACGUGUGCGCCAGCCGUGACGAAGCGUUGGCGUUUUACGAGUACGCUCUCGAAGUAGCGACGACUUCUCGUGUCCUGCGGGACCCAAGUUUGAGGCCAUAUAUUGCGACCGUCGCGGUCGCCGUGGAGCGUCUGGACGAGUCUGUCGCUACAUGUACAAAUUGUGGCGCCGGCGACGUGCGUGUGAUCCAACCAUUGUGUCAAGACGAUGCACCUAUCGGAAUCGACUCCGCGCUCUGCUUUAUGUGCUACGAGAAUCUGCAGGCCCAGCAAACGCGAGCCACGUCUCCCAGCACGAGCUCAUUAACCAUGUGUGCGACGUGUGGCGUCUUGUUCCCCCCUCAAUCGCUCAAGGAAGAUGUGGACGACCUACUCUACUGUCUUCCUUGUUUCGAUGCAUACUACGCCGAUGCGGGCGACGACCCAGAGUGGGGGGUCGAAGGCGACGAAGAGUAUGCUGAAAGCGAAGCAGACGACGGGAUGCUAUGUGCAGGCUGCCUCGAUGCAGAUGGCACUCUCUCGGGAAACAAUGGACUCGUCUACUGCGACAACUGCUACAAUGCCACAUUUACUUACGAAAGUCCCAGUAAAUCGGCCACGACAGCAUCACUGGCAGCUGUUGCAGAGUAUGCUCCAGGCACACCGGUUCCGUCGCCAGCAACGGCGAGCGUUGCUUCGGUUGCCGAAGGCUCGACCACCACCGCCGCCACAACAACGCCACCGCCGGUCGCAGCUCCAGCAAGUCUUGCAUCUUCUAAAGACGAACCCCCAGAGUCUAGCAGGAAGAAGUACUCGAAAGAGUUCAUGCUAAGUUUGCGUGAUUCGGCAACGAUUGCCCCUCGAGAUUUGGAACACUUGUUAAGGUCCCUCCAAGGCCCCCCGCAGCAGCGGGAAAAGCAACGUCCACAUCGACCGACUGCCGCGUCAGCUACACCAGGUUCCGCACCUCGUCUCGACGAUACUCCCACAGCACCCCCUCAAGUGAGCGAGCACCAUACGGCGAUGGACAAAGACGUUUUUGCACGUCACGUUCUUGGCGCAGGCGCCGCGACGGUGGCAGCAGUGCAGGCAUUGCUGGUUGGCUCCCAUAGGAAUAGCUCUGGUCCUCCUCUGACGCUGCAAUAACACAAAUGUUUCCAAUGCACAGAUGACGAGACUGCUCGGUCUUGUGCGCUGGCCGGCA